Molecule: messenger RNA, 4048 nt
Organism: Conger conger (European conger)
Lineage: Eukaryota; Metazoa; Chordata; Actinopteri; Anguilliformes; Congridae
Gene: wbp1la
Product: WW domain binding protein 1-like a
Exons: 4
Coding region: 141-1130 (329 amino acids)
Source: RefSeq, a predicted model, not a curated record
GUGACGGCCUCUCACUAUGUACUUUGAAAGCCUGUUCCGAGUAAGUUAGCCGACCAAGAAACUGUACAAGCCAGAAAACGACAGCGAUAUUUCUUUAUGCGAAGCCAUAGCUGUAUUGUCAGUCGAAAGAGACUGCGGGAAUGAAGGACGUUUCGUAUCAAGCUCUGAAAAUGGGCUUGAUUCUGUUAAAGAUUGUUGGCCCCGUCAGCUGUACAACAGAAACGAUAACCUCAGAGAACAAACUGGUCUGCCAUGGAGUGAACAACCAGACGUAUACCUGUGAAUCAGGACACUGCUGUGGAGAGUCCCAGUGCUGCAGUUAUUACUAUGAGCUCUGGUGGUUCUGGCUGGUGUGGACCAUCAUCAUCAUCCUCAGCUGCUGCUGCAUCUGCCACCACCGCCGCACCAAGCACCGGCUGCAGCAGCAGCAGCGGCAGCACGAGAUCAACCUCAUCGCCUACCGCGAAGCGCACAACUACUCCUCCCUGCCUUUUUACCUCAGGUUUUUGCCUAAUUACCUCCUGCCUGCCUAUGAAGAGGUGGUGAACCGCCCGCCCACCCCCCCUCCUCCGUACAGUGCCUUACAGACGGGGCCGACGGGCGGGGCCAGCCCGGCACCCACCGAGCCAGAGGACGGACUGUGCCCCCCCCAGCCGCCCACCCCCACCCCGCCUGCAUCCGACUCCCACCCCCCCAGGCCCAGCAUGGAGGAGCUGGCCCCCCUGGGGGAGGGGAAGGCCCUGCAGGACCAAUCGCACGUGGCCUCAGCCCUGGAGCUCGGGGAGUGCAAGGAGCCCCUGAGGGACUUUGGCCCCGAGGACAAAGAGCACACCCCCGGGAGGCACCGCCGCUUCACCGGGGACUCGGGCAUCGAGGUGUGCGUGUGCGGCCGGGGCCCCGACGGCAAGGAGCUGGAGGGGCUCCUGGGGCCCGCGGACUACUGCGACGGCUGCACCGCCUGUCCGUCAUCCGCCGUCGUCGGGGGCGACGAGGAGCGGGGCCCGCCCCCCUCCACGCCCGAGAGAGCGGCGCUGGAGCCCCUCCCCCGGCACCCCGUCUGCCUGCUCCUCCACACCAUCAACGAGCAGGAGGGGCCCCACGUGGCCCCCGGCCCCGGCCCCCAGAGCUGAGCCUCCCCGAGCCUGAAUCCGCUUCACCGGAGGCACGGACAGUAACCUUAACCAGACUUUACGCUAGGACGCGCUGCCUGUGUCUGUGGGUUUUAGGAUAUUUGUAUGGCCAUUGACCGAGUUGCCUGGGGGUGACACUGCGUAGCCUGUAGCAGCCAUAAGCACUUUCCUGCCCUUAAGCCUGCUGCUGUCGGAGCUGAAACAACAGCACCCAAAUGCCUUUAAGAUGGCCCCCAAUGAGGAGAGCUGAGAUAUCACACAACGGAGACGAAGCCACUAGCCGUGUGCAGUUCACUGUCGUGCCUGUCGGCCAUUUUGAUGAGGAGCCGUGCCAAGAGGUCGCCGGUGGGGAACGAGCACAGCAAUGCAAGUACCGCAGACAUACAGACGCAAAUAAACGCUCAUCAGUUCUGUGUGUGAAAUCAGCAGAAAUCUUGUUUUUAGGUUUUUCAAGGGCAAGCAAACGCUCUGUGUGUGUGUGUGUGUGUGGUGGACAAUGGUUCCACACAUUGUGACUUUGCUGAUGAUCUGUUCAUUAGAGCUGGCCUGAAGUUUAUUUGUGUUCUGGUUAUCCCUACCCCAGUUACAGCACAUUACACUAUCAAACAUUAAUAUUUAGUUUUUUAUUCUAAUGAGAAACGAAUGUGCAGCAACGGAUAAAUGUAUAAUCAGUUUUAAGCUUGAUUUUAAUAUCCUCAAAUUUCUUUUUUUACUUUCUACUGUAAAUCUUUAUUUUAUUAAAAUAUAUUUUUUUCAGGACUUUUUUCUCAGGCAAUCAGAAUUGACUGUAAAAUGUGAUUCUUUGUGCAGUUCAUUGCAGUCACUUUUAAGCUUUAGCAGAUCAUUACUUGCAGGGUAUAGUUAAUCAUGAGAGAAUGAAGAUAAAAACCCUUAUUUCUUAUAAAGCCAUCUUUUAUUUGUAUCCAAAGUUAAACUGAGCUUAAAUUGAACAAACAAUGUUAACUAAAUAUACGUCAGUCAGCAUGUCACAGUUCUGAAUACUUUGGAAGGCAUCUGUUUCAUGGGGAGGUUUGAGGAUUGAAGGAGAUUUUCCUUUGUGGCAUUGCUAGCGGUGGCUCGUGUGAAGGGUGUUUCAGAUGUCUGAUCUAUGACUGAAAGUACAAAUAGAAGCUUGUGUGGCCCCAUUUCCCCUUUGUGAUCUGAUUUGGGGCGUCGGUGCUACUGUCCAGGUGCUAGUAGCUUCACAUUCGAUGCCAGCGGCCAUUGAGAAAGCCAGCUGUAUGCUGCAAUCAUGUUCCUGGCAUACUGAUCCUUAAUAGCAGUGUAUGCUGCAUUCAUGUUCCUGGCAUAUUGAUUCUCUUUCACACCAGCUAUAUGCUACAUUCAUGUUCCAUGCUGGUUCUCAUUCAAGAAGAGCUAAAAUAAAGACUUUUUUUAAUGUUAGAGGCCCUGUGCAAUUUAAAUUAUAAUUUAUUCCUUUAGUUGAGAUUAACAUUUUUUAAAUAUCAUGCACAUACGGUACAUAUACAGCUAUUAAAUAGGCACUAUACAGGCCCAGAUGGUAGACAUUCAGAACUUCCUUCCCUGUUUGACAUAAGGAGCUGACCCAAAGAUGUCUCCUUUUAGAUGUUGAUGUGUGUGGUGUGUUUUGAGUGGGUUGUGUAGUCAGUGUGAAUGUUAAAAUGUUGUAAAGCCGAUUCAUUCACGGUCUCGAGAUACAGUGUUCGUAUUGGUGUGUCACAGAAAUGCUUAAAACAAAAAAAAAACAUGGAAAUACAGAUUCCAGCAACUGCUUUAAAAUAGAAUAUAGACAUGAAAGGACAUGAAACAUUUAUUAUUAUUAUUAUUAUUAUUAUUAACACACAUUCAUUUUUCAAAAAAGAAUGAAGUUUGUCCUGUGCAUUUUACAGAAUUCCUCAUAUAGAGAGCUUUGCACUGAUGAACAAGAGUUAAUUGAAUGUUAAAAACUGUACACCCUCCCCCCCCCCAAAUCAUGCAAGCAUUAGCCAAAGCUGUUUCGAUGAACACUGGUUUCGGUCUGCUGCGAAUCUCGCUCGCGGACUCUCAUGUUGCCUUCCGUUACAUGAUUUCACACGCAUCAUGUAAGCGCGUAGUUUUCCAUGUUGAACGCGCGCAUGUGCCGACGCACUUAUAAACGCAGUGCUUUCACUCGCCCGGCUUUUGUGUCUGAUACGCAGUGUAUGCCAGUUCAGUAAAUUCAGACCGUAUUUUAUUAACUCAUUCUCUUUUUGUAUCUAUGCAGUUUUACUUUCGAGUGAUUAUGAUUUGAAUCCUGGAAAUGUAUAAAUAAAUAGACUUUUAUAUCAUUUCAUCAGAAGAACGACAAAGCCUUAGACCAUAUCCUUAAGUGUGUUCGAUAUCUGGACCAGUAGUUGCUUUUCUGUUUGAGUUCAUUUCUGAUAGCUUGUAGCAGCUCCUACUUCAUACACCUUGUAUAAACCAAAUUGUAAAUUGUAAACCAAUGUCGUACUCAUUUAUCUGUCUGAAUUAUACUAGAUUAAAGGUGAAUAUCCAAAGAACAAAAAAGCAGUUAUUGUUCUUUGUUUUGGUAAUUGCUUAUUUUAAAUCAUGCUGAGCCAAAAAUCAUUUUUGUCUGAACAUGAAAUGUUUUCAUGUUUUGUGACCAAAAAGAAAUCUUGUGGACUUUAAUUUUUUGUGUUUUUUUCUGUUUUUGUUUCGGAUUCAGUAGAGUUUACCUGAACACUGAAUUGCACUGUUUAAUCUAUUAGAGCAUUGGAUUAAAGUCUACUUUAAUGUUCUCCUGGCUCAGUAAGCCAACUCUUUUCCUUAUGCAGUCAUAUGCUUAUUUCAGGCACUUGUAGUUUUGUACUUUGUAUCAAGGCAAUUAAUCAUCAUAAAUAUCGUUUUGUAAAAAGCAACAGCCAAAUGGAUGAUAAUGGCAAAUGUUGAAUAUAAACUUGCAAAACAUGAAGUUA